Messenger RNA from Cantharellus anzutake, 1284 nucleotides. RefSeq names its product galactose mutarotase-like domain-containing protein. Gene Ontology annotation, molecular function: aldose 1-epimerase activity; carbohydrate binding. The transcript is spliced from 6 exons. The record is from RefSeq and is a predicted model, not a curated record. Lineage: Eukaryota; Fungi; Basidiomycota; Agaricomycetes; Cantharellales; Hydnaceae. Bases 1 to 1284 code for a protein of 427 amino acids. Gene Ontology annotation, biological process: beta-D-galactose catabolic process via UDP-galactose, Leloir pathway; glucose metabolic process.
AUGACUGACGGAUUGACCCAAGUCGUUAUCUCCCCCGAUGAAGGAUCCCUCUUUCCACCUGUUUCCUACGAGGUUCUGCCAUACGGGUUUCUCCUGAAUAAGUUCAUCACCAAUCCGGAUGGGAAGACGCACGACCUGGUAAUUGGUCCCCACGAUAUCGCGGAGCAGUAUCGGAGGUUCUUAAAUCCCAUUAUUGGGCGCUACAGCAACCGUAUACCUGCUGGAGAACACCACAUUGAAAAAAAUGACGUUCGAGCAUUAGUUAGCGCCAUUGCCAAUGAAGGGGGAAAGGUGUCACUCCACGGGGGCCCUGAAGGCUUUGACAGACACGCAUUCACUCAACUACCGUCCCUUUCCGAUUCGCAGCUCUUCACUAAGGAAGAGAUUACUUCCAUUACGGAAAAGGCUGGCAUAGGGCAAGAAGCUGCAAUCUUUGCUAACACAAGUGCCCAUGGUGACCAGGGAUUUCCUGGUGAGCUUUAUGUGGAGGCGCUUUUCUUGACGAUCCCUGCAUCCAAGGAGUGGGAGCCAGUUACAUAUAGACGUUCGCUUGGUUCACUUAUCAUCAACUACCGGGCAAUUUUGCGUGCGCCCGAUGGGUCUUCCACCAUCAUAUCACCAGUGAAUCUCACUCAGCAUUGGGGAUUCAACCUCGACGCAUCCUAUGCCAAAGCUGGCGAGUCGACUCCAGACGUGAAAGACCACAAUCUGUAUAUUCAGUCUUCCCGCAUUCUUGAAGGAGACAGCAAUCUACUUCCAACCGGUAAGCUUCUAGACAUCAGAGGCGGACCAUUUGAUUUUACUGGUCUGGAUACAACCAUUGGGGCCAAGUACCCUGAUCCUGGUUACGACCACUUCUGGUUAUUUGACGAGCCUCACGAACCUACUCAUUUCGCCAAGUCAAAGCUUGGGUCGACAGAUCUCAUAACACCCCUGUUUGCUGCCCUCCCUCCAAAAGUUAGGCUUUCAUCGAAGCGCAGUGGUUUUGAUUUCCACGUCACAACAAAUCAACGGGGCGUGCAAUUUUACUCGGGAAUUGGUUUAGACGGCAGUGGUACCCGGAAACCGAUUCAUGGUGGCUCAGCUGACGGCGUAGGUUAUACGCAAGCGACAGCUGCCUUCUUGGAGUUCCAUGCCCCUCAUUCUGCGUUUCUCCACAAGUUUGGAGAUCCUGCUCAAGCUAAGCCUGGAGAUGACACUAUACUCACUUCAGAUGAGCUUUAUAAUCACUGGGUGAGGUUAGACAUAUGGCACACGCCUAAUGUAGGCGAAGAAGAGCCCUGA